GAAUUGUUCUUAUUUUUUUAGCGUAUUUUUAAUCCAUCGAUUAAGUAAGUGGUUAAUUAAUUUGUUUAUGGCAUGUGCGCGCCUUCACAUUGUGUGUGGAGCGGUCAGAAGGCAACCUAUGCGCGCUGGUUUUCUCCUUUUCGAAUGCAGACACUGAAGACGGAAUUUGGUCGUGAGCCUCCGCAGCAAGCAGCCUUUAAGGCGGAGUCAUCUCACUGGCUUUUUCAUAUAUAUAUUCCACCCUGUCCUAACCCAGCUCUAGGGCAGGAAGGGAGUCAAGGCAUGUCCUAGCUAAAAAGGUUAUGUGCUCAGCUCUGAAGCCUUUUAGACACCCCGGGACACGCUCCAGGACAUGGCAUUGAAAUCUCUGGGGAGCCGCCCAGCAAUUCAGUGAGAGCUGAAUCCCGGUUUCAUGAGUCCCGCCUAAGGACCAGUGUGGUCAGCCCCGGGACCACACUGAUGUUUCCUCUAACGAGCGGCCUGGGCUGGGAUUGGUUGGUGCGGCUGUUGAAAGAUGGCUGGGAGCCUGAGCCAGCUCCAACCUCAGAGCCCAGGAGCUUGAGAAGGGACGGCACACAGCAGAGCUGAGAACACACCAUAGGGCGCGGCUCCUCACCGGAACAAGCCACCGGACAGCCACACGUCAAUGGACCACCACACAGCUCUCCAGGCACCAUGUCUGAGUCCCGGCUUAGUGACGGAUCUGGAGUAGCGCUGGGGCUGGCAUGGUAUUUAUUUGAGUUGAAGGAAGAUGAUGAGGCCUGCAGGAAAGCUCAGCAGACCGGAGUGUUUUACCUCUUUCAUGAUCUGGCUCCUUUGCUACAGGCAUCAGGACACCGAUACCUGGUCCCCCGGCUUAGCCGAGCAGAGUUGGAAGGGCUGCUGGGUAAGUUUGGACAGGAUUCCCAAAGAAUAGAAGAUUCGGUGCUGAUUGGAUGCGCCAACCAGCAGGAGGCGUGGUUUGCUUUGGAUGUGGGUCUGAACAGCGCAGCCUCCAAACAGGCCUCUCUGCCGAAAUCUGAAGUGGAAGCGGAGCUCGGAGGCUCUUUCGUCAAGCUGAGGCAGGCUCUUUUUCAGCUGACCUCCGUGGAUUCCUCCCUGCUGUUCACGGCUCAGGCGCUUCUCCGAUGGCAUGAUGGUCACCAGUUUUGCAGUAGAAGUGGGCAGCCCACUAAGAAGAACAUGGCUGGCAGCAAGCGAGUGUGUCCUUCCAAUAACCUCACCUACUAUCCACAGAUGGCCCCUGUGGUGAUCACACUGGUGACAGAUGGGGCCCGGUGCCUGCUUGCCCGCCAGAGCUCUUUUCCCAAGGGACUGUAUUCUGCCCUGGCAGGCUUCUGUGAUAUAGGUGAGAGUGUGGAAGACGCCGUGCGGAGAGAAGUUGCAGAAGAGGUGGGCCUGGAGGUGGGAACCCUCCAUUACUCCUCAUCCCAGCACUGGCCCUUCCCCAACAGCUCGCUCAUGAUUGCUUGUCAUGCAGCGGUGAAGCCAGGACACACAGAGAUCCAGGUGAACCAGCGAGAACUAGAAGCCGCUGCCUGGUUCAGUCUUGAUGAGGUGGCCACAGCCCUGAGGAGAAAGGGCUCGUUUCCUCAGCAGCAGAGUGGUGCUCUCCCGUUGCUGUUGCCUCCCAAGUUGGCUAUUGCCCACCACAUGGUUCGAGAGUGGGUGGAAAGGCAGGCCUGUGCUUCCCUGGCUGCUUAGCCCAGUCCGCUGUGAGACCCCUCCCGGGCACUGCUGAAGGGCAGGCCAGGCAUCCGCUGCAAAAGGAGGCGGCCAGCCAGCUCCAGGGCAGCCUCCUAAGGCAGAGGCGCCCUGAGAAGUCCCCAUUGCCAGACAACCAGAAAUGAACCAGGAGAAAGCAGCCUGUAGCACGCUUGUCCCAGCUGCUUUGGAGGCUGACACAAGAGCAGCUCUAAGGAGCAGAGUUGGUUGAUGAGAUGCUAACGGUGAAAGCCGAGGGAGGGGUGCCGGUUCGUUUGGAUGUGGGCCAUUUUCUCCAAGGCUGUAGGAGCAAAUAGCUUCUGGCACAUGGCCUGUGGGUGUUGCGUUUACGGGAACUGCCAAAUGUGCCUGGGGUCAUUUAUCUUAGUAUCCAAACUAUUCACAAAUCUCAACUCACAUUUGAGUUCCUUCUGCCCUCACAGAAAAAUAGCAUAGCAUGAUGGUUUUGAAUUUGUGUGCAGGUGUAUUCCUUUUUAAAUCUUAUUAUUUCAAGUGUCUGCCUGCACCCAUGUCUUUGCACAACACGAAUGCCUAGUUCCUGUGGAGGCCGGAAGAGGGUGUCACAUUCCCUGGAACUGGAGUUACAGACUGAUGAACGGCCAUGUGAGUGCUGAGACCCAAACUUGGGUCUGCUGGAUGACAGCCUGUGAGCCACCCCUCCAGCCCUAUAGGCACACUUUUAUAUGUGGCAGUUAGAGUUGCACACUUUUAUAUGUGGCAGUUAGAGUUGUACACUUUUAUAUGUGGCAGUUAGAGUUGCACACUUUUAUAUGUGGCAGUUAGAGUUGUACACUUUUAUAUGUGGCAGUUAGAGUUGUACACUUUUAUAUGUGGCACUUAGAGUUGCACACUUUUAUAUGUGGCAGUUAGAGUUGUACACUUCUAUUUGCGGUAAUUAGAGUUGACUGUUUAGUAGUUGUCGCUGUUGCUGGGGAUCAAACCCAGGGCCUCAUACGUGGCAGGCAAGUGCUCUACCAUGGAGGCUUGUCCUCAGCCCAAGUUAGGGUUCUGUUUUUUUGUUUUUAAGCUCUGAAGGGAUGAGGACAGUGGGAGCAAAGGUCUUCCUCAGUGUACUCACAGGCAAGCAGAGGUGGUGUUUUUUUGCAACAGCUAAAUCCCAGAAGGGCUUGAGAGGAUUUGAAAGACUGCACUGUUGUUCCAGCUCUUUUACUUGCUCAGUCUGUGAGCCAGGGAAGACCGAACAUAAAACAGUACCGGAGUCUGCACGCCCAAAGCCCGCUGCUUCAAUUAAGGGAACGGCGAGGCUACGGCCCCCACCCCCACCCCCGGUGCCAGAGACUGAACUCGUGACCUCACACACCUCUGCAAGCUGUCACUGAGCCGAACCCCAGCCUCUGUGUCCUCUGUAUCUUGCCUUUCAUUGUAAGAGAGAAGAUUCUCUGGAGGAAAUAAAUUUUCAUGCCUUUA
Mesocricetus auratus (golden hamster) is the source of this 3153-nucleotide messenger RNA. It is a transcript of the gene Nudt13, whose product is annotated as nudix hydrolase 13. Gene Ontology annotation, molecular function: metal ion binding; hydrolase activity. The transcript is spliced from 8 exons. The record is from RefSeq and is a predicted model, not a curated record. Bases 676 to 1704 code for a protein of 342 amino acids. Lineage: Eukaryota; Metazoa; Chordata; Mammalia; Rodentia; Cricetidae.